AUGAGGACAGACAAAGAUAUAAAGGUUUCUCCUGAAAUCUGUGAGUUAAUUGAGCAGAUAUUAGGCCUGCUUUCCCGGUAUCUCUCAUCUUAUAUUCAUGUUUUAAACAAGUUCAUUAGUCAUUUGCGAAGGGUUGCCACCUUACGAUUUGAGAGAACUACAUUGAUCAAAUUUGUCAAGAAAUUGAGAUUUUACAAUGAUUGUGUAUUAAACUACAAUGCAGAGGACCUUCAUGAAGGUAAAGACGAAUUAGAUCUGAGUACGAACUCGCUCGAUAAGGUCGUCCUACCAGUAGCUUCAAUGUUCGUAAAAUGUGUCGAAACAUUUGACUUACUAAACUAUUAUCUAACACAAUCAUUACAGAAGGAAAUUAUAUCCAAGACUUUGAAUGAGGAUCUUACACUAACGGCAGAGUCAAUAUUAGCUAUUGACGACAGUUAUAAUCAUUUUGUGAAGUUUUCUCAGUGGAUGAUUGAGUCAUUGUGCAGAGGAAGCAAUCUUCUAGAUAUAGAGGUUGUUCAAUUCGCCAUCAAAUGUGCUGAUGAGGACGGUACAAAUACUGGAGAAACUGACAAUAUCUUUUUACAGGAAAUUCUUCCCGUCGAUUCGGAAGAGGAAUUUCAGACCUUGUCAGCUGCUUGGCAUUCUAUUUUAGAAAGCAAACUAAAUACCUUGGACGAAGAGUUCGAUGUCGUUGCCGCCAAGUGGCAUGACAAAUUUGGCAAGCUGAAAAAUUGA
Molecule: messenger RNA, 738 nt
Organism: Saccharomyces kudriavzevii IFO 1802
Lineage: Eukaryota; Fungi; Ascomycota; Saccharomycetes; Saccharomycetales; Saccharomycetaceae
Gene: SHE2
Product: She2p
Exons: 1
Coding region: 1-738 (245 amino acids)
Molecular function (GO): RNA binding
Source: RefSeq, a predicted model, not a curated record